Molecule: messenger RNA, 5060 nt
Organism: Oryctolagus cuniculus (rabbit)
Lineage: Eukaryota; Metazoa; Chordata; Mammalia; Lagomorpha; Leporidae
Source: RefSeq, a predicted model, not a curated record
GGCCUUGGCAUGGUGCUCCUGGAGCCGCAGGUGAGUCGCGUGGUCCCCUCCCCUGGUGGCCUUCAUGCGUCCAUGUUUGGUGCUCGGACUGGAAAGACUGAGCACACAGCCCGCGCCUCCUCUCUGCCAUGCCCUACGUGCUGGGCUGGCCCCGCAGCCGGCCAAGGAAGGCUGCACUGGCGUAACCAGAGCCGGCCCUGGGCGAGCGGGCUGAGAACUGUUUGCAAGGCUGUGUUGAAGCUGCCUGCUCACGGGACCACCCUCCAGGCUUGACCUUGAACUUGUUCUAAGGGUCUCUGUUGCAUACUCUGCACCUGCGCCCUCAGCCCAGAGGACGCGAUGCUGGAUCAAUGAGUGCAUGCGUGGGUGGAUGGGCAGGCAGCGGAAGCUGGAAAGAGAAGUGGAGAAGCACAAGGUGUUUGAAGACUACCUGAUCCAGGUGCUUGGGAAAAUCCCCACGGGCUGCAAGGCCCCGGGGGAGCCCGAGACGGCGCUGGUGAAAGGCUUGGUCGAACACUACGGGCAGCUGCUGUCAGCCAGGCAGGACGUCCAGGCACGGCUGCAGGCCUUCUCCCAGAUGAACCAGGACGUGCACCAGAGGCUGCAGUCCCUGGAAGACAGCCACAGGGCUCUCAUGCCGCCCAGAGCCACCUCAGCCAGCAGCUCAGCACAGCACAGCUGCUCAUCAACAGUAUGGCCCGGCGGUGCCACCCCGGCCCCCACCGCAAGCCCGAAAGCGUGGGCCUCUUCUCCCAGCUUGAGCUGAUCAAGGAAUUUAUAUUGGACAAGAUGGAGACGGUGAGAAUCCUCUCGCUGCUCGCGGAACCCAGAGAGUGCUGGUCGGGGGACAGCCUCAAGAGCCACAGGCCCGGAAGUUCCCCCAGGUCCUUUAGGAGGGGCGCGGGCAGCCAGCACCCAACUCCCAGAGCCCCGUUUCCCAGCGCCCAGACCUCGGGGCGCUCCAGCCCCUGCUGAGCGGGCGCGGCCUCGCGGGCUCUGCAGCAACACAGCCAGCUCCUCAGCGCCUCCCUCGGCCUGCUUGCUGCGCCACCUCCGUCCCCAGGGGUGGGAGAGGGGGCAGCGAGAGGGCUGGGACUGAGGGGGUCUUGCUCCCCGCCCUGGGGCUAUCAGCAGCGGUCAAGGUGGGGCUUGCCCAGGACUGAAGCAGCAGGGAGGAGGGGAGCGCCCUGGGUCCCAGGUGAGACCACACGCUCCUAAAUCCCAGGAUCUGGGCUGUGGGACACACGAGUCAGGGGCACCUGGCAAGGAGCCCCCAGCCCCCACACACACUGGGCAGGCAUCCGGGGCGUGGAAUCUAGAAGGCGUCCAGUGACCUGUUUCAGAGGCUGAAGACCAAGCCGGGCCUUCUGACCACCCGAGGGCCUCCGGGCCGCUGGGGAGGAAUGGCUCCAUCGGGGAGGCCUCUCUGGGCUCGGCUGGUUUUCCUGCCUGUAAAAUUGGGUGAGAGCACCUGUGAGGGGGCCCUCCUCCAGCCUGGCGUCCACAGGUCAGCAUCAGAGGAGCCUGGUCUACACGGCGGGCAGCGUGGCCUGGCUCUGUUGUGGCAUGUGGGUGACAUCUGCAGCUUACUCAGGUAAGGGCUUGAAGCCAAGAGCGUGGCGCUGUGGCGCAGCAGGUAGAGCUGCCACCUGCAGCACUGGCAAACCCACACGGACACCGGUUCACGUCCCAGCUGCUCCACUUCCAAUCCAGCUCUCAGCUAACAGCCUGGGAAAGCAGCAGAAGAUGGCCCGAGGCCUUGGACCCCUGCUGCCCACGUGGGAGACCCAGAUGGAGUUCCAGGCUCCUGGCUUCAACCUGGUCCAGUCCUGGCUGUUGUAGCCAUUUGGGGAGUGAAGAUUAUCUAUCUAUCUAUCUAUCUAUCUAUCUAUCUAUCUAUCUAUCUCCCUCUGUAACUUUAUUUUCAACUAAAAUAAAUACAUAUUUAAAAAAUAAGAUAAAGAGCAGCUAUGGAGCUGUGAACAGCAGCAAACGAACUUGAAAGGUGCAGAGAUUCUGUCAAUAACACUGAGGGGGCAGGGCAGAGGCUCAGAGGGGGCGGGGGCUUGGGCAUUGAUUAGGAAGCUGAACUUGAGGAAGGAGGCGAGUGGGGCCUGCUCUCCUGAGGGAACCUGGAGGGAGAGACUUCCCGCUGGGCAAACAGAAGGUGGCUGAGGCCCACUUGGGGUUGAGACAGGCCCAGAGGCCAGGCACGGGGAGCGCCCUCAGGCCCUGUUUGGCCUGCUGUCUCCCAGGAGAGCUGAAGUCCCCACCCAUCCACCUUCCCUGGGCAGAGCCUCAGGCAGGGGUGGUCCCAGUGACUGUGCAGCAGGAGUCUCAUGGCCACACGAGCUGGGUCACUUCCAGAGUGUCCGAGCAGACCAACGUGUGUGGUUUCCAAGUCCCAGGUGACACUGGUGCUGCUGGGCCAGGGAGCACACGUUGAGAACGGCCGCUUUAGAACAAUGGCAGACCCUUCCCCCAGCCCCCCGCGCAGGCUGGGUACAGCUCGGUCUCGACCACCAGUUCCCCCUGCUGAAACGGGGUGGGCCCUGGGUUCUGGGAGCGUGGCUCCGCCCACGUCACCUCCUGGGAGUCGCCAGACACAGCACGGCCUCCUGGGUCCAGAAUGCAUUUCUCUGGCUUCGAGGCUGGGCCUGCCGGGGCUCUGUGUCCCUCUGUCCCCUCGUGCCUGCCUGCCGUGCACCUGCUGUGCCUUGGCAGGGCGCUGGGGAGGAGGACAGUUGGAACAGAGGCCUGGGGCGGCAGUGGCUGGGCCAGCGAGCUGCCUUCCCUGAUGGCAGCUGGGUCUGUUGGGAGCUCCCCGCUUCCCCUGUGGGGGGGCUGGGGCCCUAAGAUGCACACAGCAGGCACCGGGCCUUAGCAGCGCAGCUGUGCACUUGAAGGCUUGGCUUUGUCCCGCCCUCAUGUUUUGCCAGACAGGAAGCUCCCUCGGGCCUCACUUUCCCCUGGGCUCUGCGGCAGCCUAGAGAGGCUGCUGAGUGUAUUUGGAGGACAAAAGUCCUCGGGUGUCUCGUGAAAUGUCCUCCCAGCUGCACCCCAGGAGCCCAGACACCAAGGGCCAGGGCUGGGGCACUGCGGAGGCCGAGGGCUCAUUACCGGCCAGCGAGGCCCGGCUUGGCGCUACUUCAGAUGGAGACGUUCCUCCUCCAGACCCUGCUGGAGAAGCCGGCGCUCAGGGAGUGGCUGGUGCUGGGGACAAGCUCAGCACUGUCCGGUCCCCAGACCACAUACCGUGGGAUAGCCCAAUCACUCGGAGUGGUAGCUUUAAAAAAUAUCCGGCCGGCGCCGCGGCUCACUAGGCUAAUCCUCUGCCUUGCGGCGCCGGCACACCGGGUUCUAGUCCCAGUCGGGGCGCCAGAUUCUGUCCCAGUUGCCCCUCUUCCAGGCCAGCUCUCUGCUGUGGCCCGGGAGUGCAGUGGAGGAUGGCCCAAGUCCUUGGGCCCUACACCCCAUGGGAGACCAGGAGAAGUACCUGGCUCCUGCCAUCGGAUCAGUGUGGUGCGCAGGCCGUAGCGUGCCGGCCAUGGUGGCCAUUGGAGGGUGAACCAAUGGCAAAAGGAAGACCUUUCUCUCUGUCUCUGUCUCUGUCACUAUCCACUCUGCCUGUCCAAAAAAAAAUAUAUAUAUAUAUAUAUCCAUCUAUUUGAAAGUCAGUCAGAGAGAGAAAGAGAGAGGUCUUCCAUCACUGAUUCACUCCCCAAGUGGCCACAACAGCCAGGGCCAAGCCAGGCCAAAGCCAGGAGCCAGGAGCUUCUUCCUGGUCUCCCCCUUGGGUGCAGGGGCUGAAGCGCUUGGGCCAUCUUCCGCUGCUUUUCCCAGGCUGAGUGGUGACGUUUAAACCUUAGUGUUUAUUAAAAUCAUCUGUGAUAGGGGCCGGCGCUGUGGCACAGCAGGUUAAUGCCCUGGACUGCAGUGCCAGUAUCCCAUAUAGGCGCCGGUUUGAGACCUGGCUGCUCCACUUCCGAUCCAGCUCUCUGCUAUGGCCUGGGAAAGCAGUAGAAGAUGGCCCAAGUCCUUGGGCCCCUGCACCCACCUGGGAGACCCAGAAGAAGCUCCUGGCUCCUGGCUUCAGAUCAGCUCAGUUCCGGCCAGUUGCGGCCAAUUGAGGAGUGAACCAGUAGAGGGAAGACCUCUGUGUGUGUGUGUGUGUGUGUGUGUAACUCUGACUUUCAAAUAUGUAAAUAAAUCUUUAAAAAUAAAAUAAAAUCAUCUGUGAUAGUUGCUUUAAAAAAAUAGAGACAGCCAGGGUUUGAUGCUCAGAGAUUCUGAUUUUAGGGCGGGGCCUAGGAAUCUGGAUUUUUUCCAAGCUCCCCAGGUGGCUCCAAGGCAGACAACUGUGAGAUCGUGGAGUGAGAAUUCCUGGGCAUCUAGAAAUCAGCACAAGGCUGGUGUGGUCUGUAUCUCCCUGUCUUUCUUAGGGGAGGGCUUUGGAAAAAGAGAAGCAACCGAAGUGGCAGCCAAAAGCUCUUUGACGGCAUAAAGAUGGACAAGGCGUCAACUGCAGAACGCAUAAAAAUUGCUAACAGUAACAAGCUGCAGGAAAUGGUGGAGAAUUGAAAAGGGAUCAGUAUUUUUGUUAUUGGAAGAGUUCUUACAAAGAAAACACACACACACACACACGACAGCAACUGCUCGUAUCCAGCAAAUCACCAAACAAAGCAAGCUGUACACAUGACAGUUACUUCAACCAUAUAAUUUUUGCCCCUUGAUAAAAAGUGUGAGCUGGAGGUCUGGGGCUCUGCAGCCCAGCGCCCUCUUUGCACACACACUCUGGAAAGCAAUCAGAUACGAGGUCUCAAAAGCCUUAAAAUGUUGAUGGCCCCCGGCUGAGUGACUCUGGCUCGGGAACUUAAUAAAACCCAAGCUAUGUGGUUCCACGUGGCAGAGGCCAACUCGCUUGACCUAGGCUAAAGCAGCAAGGCCUGGGCUGCUCCCACUGGAAAGACAGGGGCCUCUCGCUUGAGCCCCUGCUGCAUCGGGAGCCGACGGUAUAUCUUGUCUUUGGGCUCCAUCCGCUCACCUAGCCCUCGGCUUUA